Messenger RNA from Exophiala bonariae, 747 nucleotides. RefSeq lists its product as uncharacterized. The coding region runs from base 1 to 747 and encodes 248 amino acids. The transcript has a single exon. The record is from RefSeq and is a predicted model, not a curated record. Lineage: Eukaryota; Fungi; Ascomycota; Eurotiomycetes; Chaetothyriales; Herpotrichiellaceae.
AUGUCUGCCUUUUUGAACCUCUUCAAGCGCCGCAAGGCCCCUCUCGCUUGCAUGAUGUCGCUUGAUCACAAUCAUGAGCAUACAGCAGCAUGCUUCGUCGAAAUCAUGCCGUUGUCUGUAGUCGAGCUGUUCCAGUCUCAAGGAUGCAAGUCAUGUCCCCCCGCCCUACCGGGUAUUCAUGAUGCGACCAACAAUCCCAACCUACUCCUUUUGACAUACGAUGUCACUUACUGGAACCCCUCGAGCGGGUGGGAGGAUACUUUUGGCUCAUCCCAGUGGGAUGCCCGCCAGCGCCAAUAUGUCACCAAGUGGGGUCGCAAUGGUCUUUUCACCCCUCAGAUCAUCAUUGAUGGUGUUUCAGAUGGCAUUGGAGCCACCAAGGAGAACAUCAACGAAGUCAUCCAGAAAGCCAUGGAACUAAGAAAUAAUAUGCAAUGGGCUGUUGGGAUAGAUCGUGUGGGCAAUGACUUGCGCAUCGCGUCGGAGAUGUCAGAAGCCGACCAAGUGUACGGCGUGUAUGUUAUCGCGUUUCAGCCCACAGAACAGAUCGUCAAGGUCGGAAAAGGCCCUAACAAGGGAAAGAAAGUCCCACAUCGCAACAUCGUUAGAGAGCUGAUGCAAAUUGGAGAAUGGAGAGGAGGGGUUGAGCAGAUCGCUUUGCCAGGCUUCAGAAAUGAUGGAUAUGAGCGAGUCGCCAUUGUUCAAGGGGGGAUUGGAGGACCAAUCAUUGCUGCACUGAGGUUGUAA